This is a messenger RNA of Mesocricetus auratus (golden hamster), 1038 nucleotides long. Its product is annotated as olfactory receptor 13D1. The coding region runs from base 1 to 945 and encodes 314 amino acids. The transcript has a single exon. The record is from RefSeq and is a predicted model, not a curated record. NCBI's taxonomy places the organism in Eukaryota, Metazoa, Chordata, Mammalia, Rodentia, Cricetidae. Gene Ontology annotation, cellular component: membrane. Gene Ontology annotation, biological process: G protein-coupled receptor signaling pathway. Gene Ontology annotation, molecular function: G protein-coupled receptor activity; olfactory receptor activity.
AUGAAGAUGGGGAAUGACUCUGCAGUGACAGAAUUCUUCCUGGUGGGACUUUCCCAGUAUCCAGAACUCCAGCUUUUCCUGUUUGUGCUCUGUCUCAUCAUGUACUUGAUAAUCCUUCUGGGAAACAGCCUCCUCAUCAUCAUCAGUGUCCUGGACUCUCGGCUCCAUACCCCCAUGUACUUCUUUCUUGGGAACCUCUCUUUUUUGGAUAUCUGCUACACAUCCUCGUCCAUUCCUCAAAUGCUAAUCAUGUUUAUGUCAGAGAGAAAAUCUAUCUCGUUCCUGGGUUGUGCUCUGCAAAUGGUUAUCUCCCUGGGCUUGGGCUCCACAGAGUGUGUCCUCCUGGCUGUGAUGGCCUAUGAUAGGUAUGCAGCCAUUUGCAAUCCACUGAGGUAUCCCGUAAUCAUGAACAAGGUGUUAUACGUGCACAUGGCUGUGUGGUCCUGGGUCGUAGGCUGUCUGAACUCUCUGGUGCAAACGGUCUUGACAAUGGUGUUACCUUUCUGUGGUAAUAAUGUCAUUGAUCACCUUACCUGUGAGAUUCUGGCUCUUCUCAAACUGGUGUGCUCCGACAUCACCACGAAUGUACUCAUCAUGACCGUGGCCAGUAUUGUUUUGCUAAUGAUUCCCCUGCUGUCAAUUUUUGUGUCUUAUGUUUUUAUCCUUUCUUCCAUCCUGAGAAUUAAUUCCGCCGAAGGAAGAAAGAAAGCAUUUUCUACCUGCUCAGCCCACUUAACUGUGGUCAUCUUAUUCUACGGUUCAGCCCUUUUUAUGUAUAUGAAACCCAAGUCAAAGCACACCACGGCAUCUGACGAAAUCAUCGGGCUGUCUUACGGAGUGGUGACUCCAAUGUUAAACCCCAUCAUCUACAGCUUGAGAAAUAAGGAGGUCAAAGAAGCUGUGAGGAAAAUUUUGAGUAAAUAUUUGGGUCUACGGAAAAUAUGAAAGGCCUUGGGGCACAUGAUACUCAGCCUGGGGUCAAAUGAGAUGCUGUGUUUUCAAAGUCAGCUUGAAAGGCCAAGGAUGAAAGACCCACUC